Molecule: messenger RNA, 1345 nt
Organism: Histoplasma capsulatum G186AR
Lineage: Eukaryota; Fungi; Ascomycota; Eurotiomycetes; Onygenales; Ajellomycetaceae
Product: RNA processing factor
Exons: 1
Coding region: 44-1345 (433 amino acids)
Biological process (GO): maturation of LSU-rRNA; maturation of 5.8S rRNA
Cellular component (GO): preribosome, large subunit precursor; nucleolus
Molecular function (GO): rRNA primary transcript binding
Source: RefSeq, a predicted model, not a curated record
GGGAGCAAUUGGGAUAGUCGGGUUCAGCUUGAGAUACACAGAAAUGCCCUCGAAAAGAUCGAAGCUCCUCCCAUCCGGAGGAAUGGAAUAUAAACCCGCCAACAAGGAGAAAAGAAAAAUACUACACAUCAAACGCAAGAAGGCCAAAGAUUCACAGUCCCGCGCAGAACGAUUCGCAAGGAAGAAAGAGGAGGCCAAGAACCCAAAGCUCAAAGCUGAGCGGCUACGACGGAAUAUACCCCUUACGCUCGAGAGGAAACGAAUAUGGGAUGAUGUUGGUAGCGAUGUUGAAGACGGGCUCGGAGCAAGCUUCGAUGUGGAGCGGGUUAAACGACUAAAGCUAGAAGAGGAGUCACGGCAAGCGAAGGUCGAUGAAAUUAAUGCUGCAAAUGGCUCUGGAGAGCAGGCUGGCGAAGGUAAAGGUGCUGAUGGAGAUGAUGAGGUGGACAGCAUGAUCGCUUCUGAUAGCGACGAAGACGACACGGAUGAGCAAGCCCAGGACCUCAAAUCUACCCACAAGCGGAAAUCAAACCUUCCAUCCGCAACAGAGCGCGCAACAAGCCCUACUCAAUCCAGCAGAAGCACGAACCUCGAUCUCGCACCCGACGCCCUCGCCGCAAAAUUCCCCUCCCUAUUCACCAAAGGACCACCUCCGACCCCAAAAAUCUUGAUCACUACCUCCAUCAACUCUACCUUGCAUGCGCAAGCCCAUCUCCUGACCGAUUUAUUCCCUAACAGCGUAUAUAUUCGCCGCUCCGCCCAUAAACAUUCCCAUAAAUAUUCCGUGAGAGAAAUAUCCAAAUUUGCUUCGAACCGAAAAUUCACAGCCGUUGUGGUUGUGGAAGAAGACCAAAAGCGCGUGUCAGGGAUAACGAUUGUUCACCUCCCCGUAGGUCCAACAUUCCACUUCAGCGUCAGCAACUGGAUAGAGGGCAAAAAACUACCUGGACAUGGCAAUUCGACAGGCCACUGGCCCGAGUUGAUCCUGAAUAAUUUCCGAACCCCGCUUGGAAUGCUUGCCGCACAUCUGUUCCAGUCGCUCUUCCCGCCACAACCUGAGUUAGAAGGCCGGCAAGUGGUGACUCUACAUAACCAGCGUGAUUAUAUAUUCGUAAGACGGCACAGAUACGUGUUUCGCGAGAAACGUGAGACGGAGAAAAGUGUAGUGGGACCCGAUGGGAAGGAGAUGAAGGGAGUGGAGGGAGUGAGAACUGGCUUGCAAGAGCUCGGGCCGCGGUUUACGCUCAAGCUGAGGAGGAUUGAUAAAGGAAUACAACGGGCCAGCGGACAGGAAUGGGAGUGGAAGGGUGGGAUGGAGAAACAGCGGACCAAAUUCCAGCUAUAA